GACGGGGGCUGGGCAGCUAGGGAGGCCCAGGCGACGAAGCCUCCCGGACGGCGAACGGCAGGCGGUGGAGGAGGAGACGGCAGGUCGGGGCCCGUAUCUGACUUGGGCUGGCCUCGGCCCCGGCCCGUCUUCCUGGGCUGUGACUCAUUUGAAAGACUUGCUUUCUUCUGGUGUGGAUCUGCCCUCUCGUGCUGGCCUUACCAUCUCAUUUUCCCCGCCUAAACUUGAAGUGCCUGCGGCAUCCCACUCGCCCCAUCUUCUUUAAAUAUCUGCUCCCAAUACUUCCUUGCUGUGGAUGCAAACUUCAGGGUUUUCGGUGUUAAGCCAGAAAAUAACCAGACUUCCAGGAAUUCGCUGUCCAUUGCCUGGUAGUACUUUGGCAUUUUAAAAAUAUUUAAUCAUUCAUGAGUUGAGCUUCAUUCUUGAGUCAUGGAUGACAAGGCUUCUGUUGGAAAAAUCAGUGUGUCCUCAGACUCAGUAUCCACUCUUAAUAGUGAAGAUUUUGUCUUGGUUUCCAGGCAAGGAGAUGAGACACCAUCUACAAAUAAUGGGAGUGAUGACGAGAAAACAGGACUCAAGAUUAUAGGGAAUGGAAGUGAGCAGCAGCUGCAAAAAGAGUUGGCAGAUGUGCUAAUGGAUCCUCCAAUGGACGACCAGCCAGGGGAAAAGGAGCUUGUGGAAAGGUCGCAACUGGAUGGUGAAGGAGAUGGGCCUCUUUCUAAUCCGCUCUCAGCUUCAUCCACCAUUAACCCUGUGCCAUUAGUAGGGCUCCAAAAACCAGAGAUGAGCCUGCCAGUGCAACCUGGACAAGGAGAUUCUGAAGGGUCAAGUCCUUUCACACCAGUGGCUGAUGAGGACAGUGUGGUCUUUAGCAAGCUAACUUACUUAGGCUGUGCCUCAGUCAAUGCUCCCCGGAGUGAAGUGGAAGCCUUAAGGAUGAUGUCCAUCUUAAGAAGCCAGUGUCAGAUUUCACUGGAUGUAACCCUAUCAGUGCCAAAUGUGUCUGAGGGAACUGUGAGACUCUUAGAUCCUCAGACAAACACUGAAAUAGCAAACUAUCCUAUCUACAAAAUCCUCUUCUGUGUCAGAGGACAUGAUGGAACUCCUGAAAGUGACUGUUUUGCUUUCACUGAAAGUCAUUACAAUGCAGAGCUCUUUAGGAUACAUGUCUUCCGAUGUGAAAUACAAGAAGCUGUAAGCCGGAUACUCUACAGUUUUGCCACUGCCUUCCGCCGUUCUGCCAAGCAGACCCCACUUUCAGCCACUGCUGCACCCCAGACUCCUGACAGUGACAUCUUUACCUUCUCUGUGUCUUUAGAAAUAAAAGAAGAUGAUGGUAAAGGUUAUUUUAGUGCAGUUCCUAAAGAUAAGGACAGACAAUGCUUUAAACUACGCCAAGGAAUUGAUAAAAAGAUUGUCAUCUAUGUGCAACAAACAACUAAUAAAGAACUUGCCAUUGAAAGGUGUUUUGGUCUUCUCCUUAGCCCAGGAAAGGAUGUACGAAAUAGUGACAUGCACUUAUUAGAUUUGGAAUCUAUGGGCAAAAGUUCAGAUGGAAAGUCUUAUGUUAUCACUGGGAGUUGGAAUCCAAAAUCUCCACAUUUUCAAGUUGUAAAUGAAGAAACUCCUAAAGAUAAAGUGUUGUUUAUGACUACAGCUGUUGAUUUGGUAAUAACAGAAGUACAGGAGCCUGUUCGAUUUCUUCUAGAAACCAAAGUCCGGGUUUGCUCACCUAAUGAAAGGUUAUUCUGGCCCUUCAGCAAACGUAGUACUACUGAAAAUUUCUUUUUGAAACUAAAACAGAUAAAGCAAAAGGAGAGAAAGAGCAACACUGACACUUUAUAUGAAGUUGUGUGCUUGGAAAGUGAGUCAGAAAGAGAGAGGAGGAAAACUACAGCCAGCCCCUCCAUUCGCCUGCCACAGUCUGGAUCGCAGAGCUCAAUGAUACCAUCUCCUCCAGAAGAUGACGAAGAGGAAGAUAAUGAUGAACCCCUAUUGAGCGGAUCCGGCGAUGUAUCCAAAGAAUGUGCAGAAAAAAUUCUUGAAACAUGGGGAGAACUACUGUCAAAAUGGCAUCUCAACUUGAGUGUGAGACCAAAGCAGUUGUCGUCUUUAGUAAGAAGCGGUGUUCCUGAAGCUCUUCGAGGAGAAGUCUGGCAGCUGCUAGCAGGUUGUCACAACAAUGACCACCUGGUAGAAAAAUACCGAAUUCUCAUCACAAAGGAGUCUCCUCAGGACAGUGCUAUCACCCGGGAUAUUAACCGGACAUUCCCAGCCCAUGACUACUUUAAGGAUACAGGAGGAGAUGGACAAGAUUCCUUAUAUAAAAUAUGCAAGGCUUAUUCUGUAUAUGAUGAAGAGAUUGGCUAUUGCCAGGGCCAGUCAUUUCUUGCUGCUGUUCUGCUUCUCCAUAUGCCUGAAGAACAGGCGUUCAGUGUUCUGGUCAAGAUCAUGUUUGACUAUGGUCUCAGGGAACUUUUCAAGCAGAAUUUUGAAGAUUUGCAUUGCAAAUUUUACCAGUUGGAGCGCCUCAUGCAGGAGUACAUUCCCGACCUGUACAACCACUUCCUGGAUAUAAGCCUUGAAGCACACAUGUACGCCUCCCAGUGGUUUCUCACACUUUUCACUGCCAAGUUCCCUCUCUACAUGGUCUUCCAUAUCAUUGACCUGCUGUUGUGUGAGGGAAUCAGUGUUAUUUUUAAUGUUGCCCUUGGAUUAUUGAAGACGUCGAAGGAUGACUUGCUUUUGACAGACUUUGAAGGUGCCUUGAAGUUCUUCAGGGUCCAGCUUCCUAAGAGGUACCGCUCGGAAGAGAAUGCAAAGAGGCUCAUGGAAUUGGCUUGCAACAUGAAGAUUAGUCAGAAGAAGCUGAAAAAAUAUGAAAAGGAAUAUCACACCAUGAGGGAACAGCAGGCCCAACAGGAAGACCCCAUCGAACGAUUUGAGCGGGAGAACAGGCGUUUACAAGAAGCGAACAUGAGGUUGGAACAGGAAAAUGAUGACUUAGCCCACGAGCUUGUGACCAGCAAGAUCGCGCUGCGCAAGGACCUGGAUAACGCUGAGGAAAAGGCAGACGCACUGAAUAAGGAGCUGCUUAUGACCAAACAGAAGCUGAUCGAUGCAGAAGAAGAGAAGAGACGGCUGGAAGAGGAGUCUGCUCAGCUAAAAGAAAUGUGUCGGCGGGAACUCGACAAGGCAGAAUCUGAGAUUAAAAAAAACAGUUCUAUCAUCGGUGACUACAAGCAGAUUUGUUCUCAAUUGAGUGAAAGAUUGGAGAAGCAGCAGACAGCUAAUAAAGUGGAAAUUGAGAAAAUUCGGCAAAAAGUAGAUGACUGUGAGCGCUGCCGAGAGCUUUUCAACAAAGAAGGGCGCAUAAAGGGCAUCAGCGCAGCUAAGGAAGCUUUAGAUGAGGACACAGAUGAGGAGAAGGAGACGCUCAAGAACCAGCUGCGAGAGAUGGAACUGGAGCUGGCCCAGACCAAGCUGCAACUGGUGGAGGCCGAGUGUAAGAUACAGGACUUGGAGCACCAUUUGGGCCUUGCCCUAAAUGAGGUACAAGCAGCCAAGAAGACGUGGUUUAACCGAACACUGAGCUCCAUAAAGACAGCAACUGGCGUUCAAGGGAAAGAGACUUGCUGAGAGCAGCUGCGGGCUCCAGACACCAUCAGAAAACACAACACCUUUUGUUGCCUUCUUUGGCCAGAUGUGUGAUUCUGUGACAUGUCCCAGGACCAGAUGUACCUAAGUCAGAUUCCUAGAAGCAUAUUGGUAGGUCAUUGGCCCAGAGCUCCUGAAGCAGGCGCCUCUGGGCUAAGGCUCUCCUAACUACUGACACUAACAGGCCUGCCAGCCCAGCGGCUGCUCUGGACGCUCUAGGAAAUCACUCCCAGGCGACUCCCAGGUUCACCCAGCCCACAGGCUGAGCUGACAUGAUCAGAGUUGGGGGAACCCUUUCAGGCUGUUGGUUUUUUUCCUAAAUCUGUAACUUUUUUUUUUUAAUACACGUUAUAUAUACUGUGGCUGGGUGGGGUGGGGCAGAGGAUCAGGAACUCCAGUAAUUCUUACCUGCGUCAGUGCCAGCAGAGGGUCCUCUGGGUAAUGGAGAAGCACUUUGUUUUAAAGAGGAGGGUUUCAUGGGUGCAGUGAAGCAGCCUAGUUUUGUUAAACUAUAUGAUGCACAGGUUUUGGUUUGGCAUUUUUCACGUUUCAGAUCAAUUCUAUGCAACUCUCAUGGUUCCUGUUGUUUUUUAGUGUUAGCUGCCAAAAUGACUUCACAGGGCUGGGGUGGGUGACCAUGAGACUGGAUUAAUCAUAAUGUGGACAAAUCUUAUUUUGCUCAAUGUGUCAUGUGUGUAUAUGUAUAUAUAUAUAAAAAUAUCUUUUCCCAAUGCCCCCAAAUGACAGUGUUUAAAUCCCAGACUAGGACUGAUCUGCACAACUUAAUUAUGUGGUUAUGUGGGCACUUAACUUCACUCCAGGUCUGUUGGGUUCUGCUCUCCUCCCUGCCGUUCUGAGAGUUGUGACAAGCUCCCUCACUUCGAGAUUCCAGGUGUUUUGCACAACAGAUUGUGUAAGUGAGGAGGACACUGAGCUCUGUGUGUCUGUGUAAAUGUACAUGUGGGACGCCCAGGCCCCAUCCUGCUGGCCCGUGUCCUCCCCUGGAGUGUGGCUGGGUGCAAACCUCGCUGUUUAAAUGGGCUGCAAGUUCUCGCUUCAAAACUAUGGAAUGGAGGUUUUAGCACCUUUUUUUAAACAAACACAGACUUUUAACUUCUAUAGUGAUGUGCCGGCAGGCUGUCUUGCAGAUGGUUCGUCGUCCUCUCUGCGUGGUUGGAGGUAGCUGGUUACAAGAGGCGCUGGUUUGUAUGUAGACACUUGGGUUGUUUUGUAUCUUUUCCCAUUGGCUGUACUGACGCUUGCUGAGGUCAUCUGUGUUAACGUGGAGGUAACAAGUGGCAAGCCCUCCUCCCACCUUCCCCCCACCACUUUGUGUCUUUCUUGUUCAGUUACCAAAACAGCUGUAAGCCCGUCUAAAUCUAGGUGCGUGGACAUUGUGUUAGGGUAGUCUUAGUGUGUUAACUUUAUGAAUUGAAAUAUAAACCAGUAAAAUUGUAUUACUAUUUCUUCCGUUGGUUUUAUUUUAACAGCAUAUUCAUUAAAUAUUUUGGUACAAACAGCA
This is a messenger RNA of Myotis myotis, 5179 nucleotides long. It is a transcript of the gene RABGAP1, whose product is annotated as RAB GTPase activating protein 1. Lineage: Eukaryota; Metazoa; Chordata; Mammalia; Chiroptera; Vespertilionidae. The transcript is spliced from 27 exons. The record is from RefSeq and is a predicted model, not a curated record. Bases 430 to 3639 code for a protein of 1069 amino acids.